GCGCGUUGUAAACAAAUGGGUUUGUUAUUGUGAAUGUAUUUUAUUCGUUUUAUAAUUUAUAUUCUGUUGAUGUGGUGUGAAUUUAUAUAUUUGAAGACUAUUUAAAUAAGUUUCAUUGUAUUAAAAUGCUUUCUUCACGGCCGAAGUUCAUAAAACCUGGAGAAGACACUCUUUAUCCGACAAGAAGAAAAGAUGGUGGAAUUGAGACUCUAGUGAAUCCAAAUAUAGAGUCAGCAUUAUCAAUAGACAAAGAUGCUAAGAGUAAUUUUGUCUACAACCGCUACCAUCAUUUACCUUUGGAAACUCAACGGCAGAAGUUACCGGUGUUUCAGUAUAGGAAUCAUAUUCUGUACCUGCUAGAGAAGUAUCAAACCGUGGUGCUUAUUGGUGAGACUGGUUGUGGGAAGUCUACUCAAGUUCCUCAGUACCUUUUCGAGAUCGGCCACAAAGUAUGCGUAUCUCAGCCCCGUAUAGCAGCAGCUAUAUCGCUAGCGCAUCGCGUGUCCGAGGAACAAGGUUCGAUGCUCGGCGAGGCAGUCGGGUAUGCGGCCGCUAUGACGAGCGAGCGGACGCCUGAAACUGGAAUUGUGUUCAUGACGGAGGGAGUUCUUCUAAGGGAGAUGUUUGCUUCACCACUCCUCAUGCAGUAUUCCUGUAUAGUACUUGACGAGGUUCAUGAAAGAUCACAAAUGACCGAUGUUCUAAUGGGACUCUUGAAGAAGAUUGCUAAAAAACGCAAAAACCUUAAGCUGGUGAUAUCGUCAGCGACCAUGGAUGCAGAGUUUCUUCGCGACUUCUUCAACCUAACGGAGAAGAAACAGAGCGAUAGAGGAUCGACUUCUGUCAUCAUGUCCAUACAGGGACGCACGCAUCCCAUUGAUGUGUUUUAUAGUGAAGAGCUAGUACCAGACUACGUCAAGGCAACAGUCGACACCGCCAUCAAAAUACAUGAGAAUCAACCUUUUGGAGAUAUCCUUGCUUUUCUGACGGCACAGGAAGAAAUCCAUGCAGCUUUGGAAACCCUUCAAACUUACGUGGAGCAGAACAACACAAGCAACCAGCAUAGGAAGUACUUCCCUAGCGGCAUGCAAGCGUGCAACCUCAGCGUGGUACCGAUGUACGGCAGUCUACCCUUAUACAGACAAGUGAAGGCGUUUCAAAUGUCAGCCACCAACGAGAGGAAACUUGUGCUGGCCACCAAUAUUGCAGAGACCAGCCUAACAAUACCAGGAAUCAGUUAUGUGAUAGACUGCGGGUUUCACAAACUGCCAUACUUCGACCCAUCGGUGGGCGUGGAGAGUUUGACCAUCACGCCGAUAUCUAAGAACAACGCCACACAACGCGCGGGCCGAGCUGGGAGAACUUCCAUCGGGAAGUGUUAUAGGUUAUACACAGAAGCCGAGUACGACAAGUUGCCAGCGAGCGUCCCGCCUGAGAUGGCUAGAAGCGAUCUGUCUUCCAUGUUGUUACAGCUGAAGGCACUAGGAAUAGACAAUUUACUAAGAUUCACGUUCCCAACCCCGCCGCCAGCUAAGAGCCUCCUAGCAGGGCUGGAGACGCUGUACGCCCUGGGGGCGUUGGACAGCAGCGGCUCCCUCACGGCCGUUGGGCGCCGCGCGGCCGAGCUGCCUGUCAGGCCUAUGUGUGCCGCCAUGCUCUGCACCAGCGAUAAAUUCGGCUGUAUAGAUGAGGCGUUGUCAAUAGCAGCCAUGUUGCAAGUUGACAGCGUGUUCGUGAAGUCUGCCAGUGGCAAGGAGAAUAUUGCUGCCAAAGUGUGCAGGAGGAAUAACUUUGAGGUAGCAGAAGGCGACAUACUAAUGUACCUAAACAUAAUGGACUCAUAUUUGACCGUCAAGGCAUCACAUUCCGACGAGAAGCGAGCGAAGCGCGCCUGCAAGGAAUGGUGUCAUAGGAUGUACCUCAAUCAUAGGGUUAUGGAGAAGGCAUCGGAAAUAAGAGACAGCUUAGAAAAGCUAAUUAAAGGGAAAUUCCAAAUGGAAAACCAAGCUGUUGAAGGACUGGACUUGGGGUCAGAGAAGACCCGCCGCAUAAUGAAGUGCGUGCUAUCGGGCUGGUUCCCCCAAGCUGCUUAUCUGACUGUGGACAGUUGCUACCGCGGCAUCCGGGGCGCCACGCUGCAUAUCAGCCCCGACAGUGUCUUGUACCACAUGCAGCAGCCUAAAUGGGUGAUAUUCGCGAGUGUGCAGAGUACAGGAGACAAGACAUACAUGCGAGACACGAUGGUCAUACAGAAGGAAUGGUUACUGGAGAUCGCACCGCACUAUUACAAGGAGAUUUGACUUUAGACAGAAUAAAAAGUCUCCGCCCCGCACUGAUUCAUACCGGGCACGGACCUCACCUCUGGGUCUUACUUUAGUCUGACAACGUAAGGAUUAAGGCGGAGCGCGCGGACUGUCUAUCUCACUCGCACUUACGCGGUAAAAACCAGAUUUUUGUAUGGAGUGUCCGAUGUGUGCUUUAAGAAAUAAAUUAUUUUAAGUUUUUUUA
Molecule: messenger RNA, 2508 nt
Organism: Pectinophora gossypiella (pink bollworm)
Lineage: Eukaryota; Metazoa; Arthropoda; Insecta; Lepidoptera; Gelechiidae
Product: probable ATP-dependent RNA helicase DHX35
Exons: 17
Coding region: 126-2300 (724 amino acids)
Cellular component (GO): intracellular anatomical structure; catalytic step 2 spliceosome
Molecular function (GO): ATP binding; RNA binding
Source: RefSeq, a predicted model, not a curated record